UUGAGUGGUCACAUCGUCGAGUAAAUAUAGAUAUACCUACUUACUUACGUUGAAGAUUGUCGGGUUAAAGCUUGUAUAAUAAAUAUUUCUUUGGUUUGAACCUCGAAUACUUUCUCCUCGUUUAGUUUUGUAAAAUUAAAGUUUUUUUACACAUACUGAAUCCAGAAUGGCUCAACCAAUAAAUACCAUUUUCAAAAUUUUCAUAUUAAUGGCAGCCUGUGCCAUUGUUCCCAUAUCUUGUGGUGUUUUUAAAACUGAAUCACUUUAUUCACGUCAAAUUAUUCAAGAUGCAAAAAGUCUUCGGCAAGCUAUUUUGAAUAAUGAUAAAAAAAAAAUAAUUGAUAUUUUUAUAAGAAAACACCGUGACACUCGAUUUUCGCUAGCCGAUGCUUAUAAUUACAAGUUCGGGCAUACGCUGACCGAUGAUUUCCGAGAAUUCGAAUCUGGAGAUUUUGGAUAUCUCAUGACAGUUAUGGCAAUUGAUCCACCAACUUAUAAUGCUAUUGAACUUCAUAAGACUUGGUAUGGAUUCUAUGAUCUCGAUGACUCUGCUUUCUUUCAAAUUUGGCCAUUCCACAAUAUGACGAGUACUAAUGCGGAAUACCGAAGACUUUAUGGAGUUGAGAUAAUUCAAGAGUUUAGGAAAUUACCCCAUUUUAUACGAGCACGUUUUGAACAACAGUUUUCUUAUGUAUCCCAUGAGGAACAGAGUGAAUAUUAUUCUGGUCUUUUACCUUUUGAAAUAUACAAUCUCAAUCAUUUUACCCGUUUAAUUGUGUUGAGUUUGAAUGCUGGAAUCCUGGAUCGGGUCAAAGAAUCUUACGAAAACUAUUAUGAAUACCCAAUUAAGAGACUAUUAAAGAAAUGUCCUGACGAGGAUUACCGCGAGGCCGUUUUAGCUAUGUUUAAUUUUAAAAAGAUCAUACGUGAGAACGGCAAUGAGGUGUGACGGACGAAAGUAGUAACAGGCUAUUUGAUGAUAAGUAAAU
Messenger RNA from Microplitis demolitor, 989 nucleotides. RefSeq lists its product as uncharacterized. NCBI's taxonomy places the organism in Eukaryota, Metazoa, Arthropoda, Insecta, Hymenoptera, Braconidae. The coding region runs from base 167 to 949 and encodes 260 amino acids. The transcript is spliced from 5 exons. Gene Ontology annotation, molecular function: calcium ion binding; calcium-dependent phospholipid binding. The record is from RefSeq and is a predicted model, not a curated record.